AUGGACGGUGCUUUACAGGCCAUUGUACACGCCUGUCUUAUACAGUCUGGAGAAAAUGCAGUGUACAUUCCAUUUUAUUUCGGUCGAGUUCAGAUAAUUACAAAAUGGAAGUCAUCUUUAAAACACUCAGCUGUAUCUUUUAGAUUUGAAAUUGAAGAAGAACGUUUUUUAGGACAGUUUACACUAAGCGGGCCAAACUUUUGUAUUACGGGAUUAGAUAUAGAGUUUCGAAAGCUGCGAGCCUGCUUCUUUGAAAAUAUACUUGCAAAUCCACAAAACAAUUUGCUUAACGGAAAUCAUGGUUCAAGAAUUAUCAGAGCAAAUUUUUUAAAGAGUGAUGUUGCGCAAUUUGAUGCACGAUUUUUUGGAAUGUCAAAAAGUGAAGCGGAGAAGACUGAUCCACAGCAAAGGCUUUUAUUAGAAUGUGUCCACGAGUGUCUGGAAAAUGCCGGUCUAAAGAGAUUCCAUAAUGUUGGUAUGUUCAUUGGCUAUAUGGGGACUGAAUAUCUAGAUAAUGCAGCUGAACAAGAAGACGCAAUUUUAAUGUUAGGCAAUAGUGCAUCCGCCGUUUCAGGUCGCUUAAACUAUUACUUUAAAAGCCGUGGCCCCGGAAUUACUGUAGAUACUGCAUGUAGUUCGUCGCUGGUUGCUCUAAACUUGGCCGUUAGCGCCCUAAGGCAAAAUGAAUGUUCUAUGGCAAUUGUUGCCGGGGUGAACCUAAUGCUGUCAGAGAGAGGUAUCGGUCAGCGUUCUAACGGCAAAAUGCUUUCGACAGAUGGGUACUGUAAGUCUUUUGACGUACAUGCGAAUGGUUACGGAAGAGCUGACGGAUGUGUUGUCAUACUAAUCGGACCCAUUCGCAAUAAUGAAACACGGCCUUGGCCUAAUGUUUUUAUUGAAACUUGUUCUGUAAAUCAUGGUGGUCAGAGCGCAUCGUUUACUGCACCAAGCAGUAAAGGUCAAGAACAAUUAAUAAAAAAAAUUUUGUUGCCUCAGAACGGUCACAUAACUUUCUGGGAAGCUCAUGGGACUGGAACAGUUCUCGGUGAUGCGGUUGAGCUCAGUGUACUAGAACGGAAUUUGUCAUCUUGUUGUCUAGGAACUGCUAAAACUAGUAUUGGACAUACAGAAGCAGCAGCUGGUGUACUAGGACUUUCAAAGAUUUUUUUGCAAAUGCAGCACAGUUACGUGCCUUUACACUCUCAUUUCUCCGCACCAGGACCUGCAACCUCCGGUUCGUUACGUUUUCCCAUUGUUGGUGAAGACUGGGACGGUUUGGUAGCGGGAAUUAGUUCUUUCGGUAUCACCGGUACUAAUGCCGUUGCUACUGUUAGAAAGCAAGACCGCUGUAGGGUCGGGAGACAUCAUUUCAUGUUACAUCCUUCCAUCUAUCCUCUGUCUGCUGAAACUCGUUGGUCUCUCUACAAAUGCAUUCAGGAAAACCUCAAAUUUGUAUACUGUAGCAGUCACAGUUCGAAACUAAUAUGCUCGUCAGCUGUUAACAGAAAUCUUUCUAUGAAGGAAAAAGCUGUUAUUCUUGUACAUAACCCAGUAAAGGUAGUUUAUGCAAAUGUUGAAUCUUCGGGUAUACAACUGAAUCUUCAGAUUGACAUCAAUUUACGCUGCUUAGCAGCUGUAAUUCAUUACUGUGCUACGUAUUUUAACAUCAGAAAAUAUUUCUUUAAAGCAGUUGCUUUGAUUGGCAGUUUGAUGGACAUAAAAGAACAAAAAAGUAGCAAAAAAAGCAUUAAAUAUUGUUAUAUUUUUGCAUUGCAGCUAGCGAUGCUUUUAUUUUUAGAAAAGUUAGGAGUUAAGAUUAGUCAAAUUAAUUUUUCGAAGACUUUUUCUGUUGUUCCGCUAGUCCUCUUUCUCAGGUACAAGUGGAAGCGUAAUGGUUCUAAUAAUUUAGUUCUGAAGGACAUAAACGCCGCCUUAUCACUUGAUUCAAGACUAGUUCAACAAAAAUUGAACGAAUUAUUGCUGAAGCUGACACAGGCAAAUGUUAGUCAUUCAGGCCUAAAGACAGUUCAUCUGACUUUUGCUAAAUUACUUCAAAAAGAUUGUGUUCGCAGGUUAGAAAACAAGUUAGCUUCGUAUUAUAUACACGGAGCAAAAGUAAACUGGAGGGCUAUCUACAGUGAACCGUCUGCGAGAGUUACAUUUCCUAAUUAUGUUUUUCAUAAGAAAACUUUCUGGUGUACAAAACCAAAUCGAAUCUAUGACAACGAAUUGAUUGGGAGUCCUAUAAGCAAAACAAAAGACAAAAUUAUAUUCAAGAAUUUUGUGUCACGGUUAAACUGCAGAUGGGUGUUUGAAUGUUAUUCUGCAGGUAAAUUUUGUAUUCCCUUCACUUUUUAUUUGAAUGCAGUUCUGGAGGCCUGUAAAUGGUUAUUAAAAAGAAAAGAUUUGGAGGUUACCAUUAAACUUUCUGAUUUUCACUACAGUGAAGUUCCUGUGAAAGAAGAUUUUUGGAUCCAAACGACAUUAAAAAAUUUGGGAGAAUUUCAUUAUGAAGUCAGAAUAGCGAGAAAUAAUCGGCAACUAGCUUCUUCAGGAAUAUCUUUUGCUACUAAAGCUUGCCAAAAAAACCUGACGCUGGAUGAUAACUGCUUAAGACCAUCGCCAAAUUUUUAUGCAAGUCUUUCACAAAGUGGUUUUCAAUAUUUUGAUCAUCUGAGGUGUAUAACUCAUCAAACGCCAUCGAAAGACUGCUAUAAAUUAACGGCAAGCUCAAAAUACAAGAAUUUAUGUUCGUUUGAAGCAGCGCUACAAGUGAUGCGUCAGAAAAUGAAUACUCAUAUUGAUUCUUCAGAUAAAACUCUUAAAGUUCAAGAAAUAAGCCUUACUAAAUGUUUCACAACUAUAACGUAUAUAGUAUCAAAGGGGCUAAGUGUCAGUAUAUAUGAUGCUGUUAAAGGUUAUUGCGGCAUCAUGAAGUUCACACUUAAAGCCGAAGCUGCAAAGGAACGCACAUUACCUGCACCGAUCACUAGUAGAACUACUCUAAUGACGCCAAAUAAAGAUUAUGCGAAGGGAAGGGCCGGGAAGCAGCUUUGGUGUAAACUGAAUAUUUUGGAUGCCUUAAAGUCCGCUAUAUCAGAUGUCUCACCGUUCAAAAUAGUUUUUGAUGAAGCAACAUUAUCGAUGUCACUCACUUCGCUCGGAUUUGAUUCAUUGACAAUUACUGACUUUGUAAAUCGGCUAAGGAAAAUUUAUCUUCCAAAGAUAAAAAUAAAUGUUGCUGAUGUUCUAGAGCACUCAAGCAUUUUAGAGCUUGCUCGUGCGAUAGAAUCCCGCAUGCACGCGAUGGAUAAAGAACUAAUAAUAACUCUUUGUAACGAACCGUGCCAUCAGAAAGCUGGAUAUGCACAUUUCAUAAAGUUUAAUUUUAAUGAAAAUUUCUCAGUGGAACAGUUGAUUAUUAUUUUGCUAAAUCUGGCAAAUUAUUUUAUUGAAAACAGGGUCUCGGUCACCUUUUUAGAAAGUUCUGCCAACAACAGAGCUAAUGCAUUCGCGAAGGGGUUUGCAAAAAGUUUUGCUGCCGAGUAUUAUCCGCAGAUAAGUUUUCGCUACGGAUUUCGUCUAGAAAAACUCGAUUCAUUGACAGAAAGUUCAGAACAUUGGUUGAUUACUGGUGGUUUAACUGGAAUAGGUUGGGAAAUGGCAAAAUGGUUGCUGAAGUGGCCUAAUGUAAAGCAUAUAACUCUGAUUGGUAGGAGGAGGAUUCGAAAAGAUUUGCUGCCGGAGCUGUAUUUACUGCGGAAAAAAGCUGAAAUCAAUAUCUUCCAAGCUGAUGUCAGCAGCAUAUUUGACAUGGAGCAACUCUUUAAAAAAAUGAAACCAAAACUAACAGGCGUUAUUCAUAGUGCAGGCAUAAAAGCUGAUGGGGUCCUCAAGACAUUGAAAAAGGAAAAUUUUGAAGAAGUCCUGAAGGCAAAAUAUUAUGGAAUCAUAUUACUAAUGAAAAUGAUUCAGAAAUACCAUCAUAAACCCAGAAAACUUAUUUUGAAUUCGUCAGUUGCAGCAGUCUUAGGCAAUCGUGGACAAUGCAGCUAUACAGCAGCAUGCUGCCUAACUAAUCAGGUUGUUAAGGAGUUAAAUUUUAAUGGUUUAUCAACAACCAUAAUAAACUGGGGUAACUGGUUAGAGACAGGAAUGGCGUUACCUGUGAAUCAAUAUUUAAGGCAUCUUGGUUUUGAGGGUUUAACUAAUAACGAAGCGGAACGAUGCUUUGACCGCAUUGUUCACUCAGACGUGACAAAUGUCACUGUGGCAAAUAUUGAUGUAAAAAAGUUACUUUUGAAACUUUUUUUUCAAGACUCACCUCAAAAACAUAACGUGAUUUUUAUGGCGAAAAGAGAGGAUUAUGGUGAUAAGGCUUUUGCCAACAAUAGCUUCAAAAAUAAUGCUUCUGUAGCGGACGAUCAGGAAGGAAAAGAACUCGCUACUAUUAAAAAAAAAAUUGCGCAAACAGUUGAGCAGCUGUGUCAUACAAAAAUUACCCCUUCUGAUUAUGACACAGGUUUCAUAGAACUGGGACUUGAUUCGUUAAAACUUUAUAUCUUUAUAAAUAAAUUACAAGGGGUUUUUAAACGUGCAAAAUUCAUUAACAUUUUAUUUGUAUUUGAAAAUCCCACCAUCAACCAAAUGGCAAAAUCGAUAAGUAGACUUUGUGACGCUUAUUUGACUCACAUAAAACCAACAGAAGUGAAUCAUUUCUAUGGGGAUACCAAGCGAGUACAUCUUGACAGAAAUUAUAAAAAUCAAAAAUUAUUUACCGACACAGAGCUUCAGACGAGACGGCCUCGGUACUUCGCCAUCACCGGCAGUAAUAAGCAGCAGCUGUUAAAGAAAAUUAAUAAUUUUAUAAAGUUAGAGAAGACACAUUUAAAGAAACCGGUAAUAUGCUUUAUUUUUCCAGGUCAAGGGUCGCAAGUUUGGAACAUGGGAAAACAAUUAUGCGAAGGAUUCGCUUUAUUCCGUUAUCAUUAUGUUAGGGCUUUAAAAAAUGCGCAAAAAUUCUUUACAGCAAAAUCGCCAAACUUCUGUGAAGCUCUCUUUGAAUGGGAUAAAAAAGAGAAUUUAUGCAAAACUGAUUAUGCCCAACCAAUUCUUUUCUGCUUCUGUUAUUCUCUAGCAAACUUACUGAGCUAUUUUGGCGUUAAAGCGAAAUACUUUUUAGGCCAGAGUGUCACCGAGCUUGUUGCUUAUACCUUGAAUGGAAUGAUAAGCUUGAGUAACGCGCUUGAGAUUGUUGUAGAACGCGGGAAAGCAUUGAGCUCUUCGUCAGGAAAAGGUGGCCUUUUAGUGACCAAUCGCAAAGCAGCAAAUUACCUUGUGAAGAAAGUUAAAGUUGAUGUUGCUUUAAACAAUAGUUCUAAGCAAGUAGUACUGGUUGGGACAAGAGAUCAGUUAAAGCAGUGUAUAAUGUACAACCGAAAAAAAAACUUUCCUUCAAUGAUUUUGGAUGAGUGUUAUCCAUUCCACUCUAAAUUACUCAAAUCUGGAGAUAACGUGGAAAAAUUUAAAAAAAUUUGCCAAAAAAUACCAUGGGUAAGGCCCAAAAGUCCGAAGGUUGUUUCUAAUGUUGAUGGAAAGUUAAUUACGAGAUUGAACACAGAAAAAAUUAUCCAGCAAAUGCUUGCGCCAGUUGAAUUUGAGAAGUGUUUAAGAACCCUGAAUACCGCGGGAGUGAACCUUUGGUUAGAAGUGGGACCCGAUAAAACAGUAAGCUCCAUAAUACAUCAAGAGUUUCCUAAUGCAACAGCUUUUUCAACGCUAUGUAACUCCGAUCUAGAAGUCCCUUCAUUUUUAAAGUGUCUUUCUAAACUGCAGAAUGCUGGCUGUAAUAUUAGAUGGAACAGAUUAUUUGAAGAACGCCUUCCUUCUGAGACAACUUUCUGCCUGAAUCAAGACUACACAAAAAAAAUAUUGUUAAAAAAUUUUCAAAUUUCUGAGCCAUUGUCAGAACUGAGUAACAUUAAAUUCACGAUUGAUAAACUUAAUAAAACUAUGGAACUGUCAAGAAAUGGGAUUAGAUACUGCUGCUGCAUUCCAGCAAAAAAAAUUAUAAAAUUUCGAGACCUCUCCGUGGUAAAUCACUCGUACAAAGUACUAAAUCAUAAUGACUUUUACGAAGGCCAGCGAAACUUUGGGUUGCAAUAUGGUCCGAAUCUGGCAGUUCUUAGAAAAAUCAGAAGAACCAGUACAAAAGUAAUCGCGGAAGUGGUAACUUCUCCAAACCCUGUGGUAAUAAUAGACGCAGCACUGCAAGCAUUGUCGGCAAUUCUUUUUGACAAAAAACGGGCUGCCGUUUAUUUUCCUACAAGCGUUGAUUACAUUAUUCUGAAUUUGGAGGCAGGUCUGCAGAGCAGCUAUAGUAGCCACAGUGCCAAAUUUAAAGUAUAUGGAAUGCUAACAGACCGAUUAUGUAAUGGUACUAUGUAUCCGAAAAAUGACGUGAUUUUGAGAAAUCCCCGAGACAUAUUAGACAAGAGCUGCUGCAUUGCACAGAAAGAGAUUCACAUUUUUGGCUGCUCCUGCAUACUGAGUUCUUCAUCAGAAGAUGGUAAGCUUUUCUGGAGUGAUAUGAAAACUUGUUUGAUCGACAGUGUUACCGAUCGUCUUCAGGAAGAUAAAACUCGUUACCUGAAAAAAGAUCUCAGAGAAAUGGAUUGUAAAUUUUUCAAUAUCAGUCCAGUAGAAGCAAAGUUCAUCGACCCUCAACAGCGUCUAACGCUUGAAGUUGCCUACCGUGUUAUGGAAGACGCUGGUUUGAAAAAAUUCGAUUCAAGUACAGGAGUCUUUAUUGGAGCAAGUUCAAAUGACUUUGCUCAGAAAUUGUACAGCGAUACGCACUUUUCGAACCAUUAUUUGGGAGCGGGUACAAAUAACAGUGCCAUUGCUGGAAGGAUUUCUUAUUUUUUUAACUUGCACGGUCCUUCAAUGGUCAUUGAUACUGCUUGUUCGUCGUUUGCCGUGGCUUUAUCUACUGCUUGUGAGUAUAUAAAAAGAGGUCAUUGCAAAAUGGCCCUUGUCGGUGCAGUCAAUGUAAUUCUUAACUCAAGGCCUUCCGAGGUAUUAAGGGAGUCCAACAUGCUAUCGCCAGACGGUCUCUGUAGAUCUUUUGAUGCAGAUGCGAAUGGAUACGUGCGAUCAGAAGGCAUCGGUAUGAUGUUAAUUGGAGAGUAUGAUUCUGAAUUGUUUGCACCAUACGCUUCCAUAGUCGCGUACAAAGCGAACCAUACUGGCAGGACUGGCGGAAUUACUGUGCCGAGUUGUCUUGUGGAGGAAGAAAUUAUGAAUUCAGUGCUGCGGAAGUGUGAUGGAGAAAAACUGUGUCAUGUUGAAAUGCAUGCAGCUGGUACUGCCUUGGGCGAUGCUAUUGAAAUGACGGCGACAAGUAAUGCUGUUUCUAAGCUGAAGAGGGUUGAUAAAGUUUGUUUCACAUCAACAAAAAGUAUUGUAGGGCACUGUGAAGCUGCAGCUGGCUUUGUGUCUCUACUCUGCGCUAUUAAUUGUCUAAAAAACGAAUAUAUUCCGGCAGUGCCGCACUAUAAAGUAAAGAAGAACUUUCAUUGUAAAGAAAACUUUGUAAUUCCUUGUGUCGGAGAGGAGAUUAAGAAGAACAGUUUUUCCAUGGUCAACGUGUACGGAUUUACAGGAGCGAGUACUUCGUUUCUCCUCAAUAGUGGAAAUUCGUCAAGUAACGUCAGCAGACAAAACAGGUUAUCUCUGCCUCCCUAUCUUAUUGUUUUCUCAGCAAAAACAAAAAAGUCUCUUAUCAAAAAUAAAACCAAUUUGGGCAAAUAUCUUCAACAAACAGAUUCUCAUCUGAAAGAUGUGUCGGCGAACCUCCAGUUAAAUAGACUGCAUUAUCAGUUUAGAACAGCUCUAAUCUAUAAAAAUCAUAGGCAAAGUUUGUCGCUUAGCUGUGGUAAGGAAGUAUUACCAAAGGUAAAUCUUGACCACGUCUUUAAAAAAGGAGUCAAUAUAAAAUGGCAAUUUUUAACAGAACGAAGCAGAAGCCGAAUUGAAUUACCCAACUACGAGUUUGAAUAUACUAAAUGUUGGCCAUUUGACGAUCACUGUAAAAAAAAUGACGACGAGAAACGUAGAAAUAACUUGACAUUCACUGAGGAACCAAGCAAAAUAAAAGGCUUUUUGGAUGGUUCAUUUUUAAAAGCUAUUUUGCUUUCAAGAUGUACAAACGUCGUCUUUAACUGGCAAACAAAUGGAACCGAUGACGGUGUGAUUCAGAACUGUCUUUCUGUAAUAAAACUGUGGCACAUCCUAAGUAAAUGUUGUUUCAAGCUUCAGCAAGAGGCCGGUUCGUUCUGGCAUACUUCAAACGGCUGUAUUGCUCUUUUGAGGUCGUUAGGCGCUGAAACCACUAAUGUUAUAUAUCGUUAUGUAGAAUGCAACAGCUGGAUAAAAAGUAUACCUGCUGAAAUAUCCUCUAAAGAAAGUGAAAACGAAUGUGUCAUCUAUAAGAGUGAUAAACGUUUUGUCGAAAGGAUAACUAAAACUCGCUCUCCAAACUUCAGUGAGGAUGCUUCUAUAACCUCAAGGACCAUUUUGUUUACUGGAGGUUUUAAAGGAAUUAACACAAAACUACUCCUAGAGCUAGCGCCUGAACAGGCAGUUUUCGUUACCACAAAAGGUAGCUGUGCGGACACUGUAAUUAUGGAAAAAGUUUUCCAGGAAUAUAGUCCGAUAAGCUUGGUUGUUCACUCCGCGGGAAAAGUUAAUAACAAACUAGCAGGCAAAAUGACAACAGAUGCUUUUGAGGAUGUAUUUACACCUAAAGUUGCAGGUAUACGGUGCUUACUAAAAAUGUGUAAAAAAUAUAAGGCUGGAGAGCUGGUAGCGUUGUCUUCCAUUGCGGCUGUUUUUGGCUCACCCGGUCAAGCCAAUUAUGCUGUGGCCAACUGUCUCAUGGAACAGAUAAUGGCUGAAAACAAAUUUGGAAAAUGUUUCACCUGCGGACCAUGGGAUGACGUAGGUCUGUUGUCAGGAGAACAUCGGAGUGGUAUUAGAAAACAAAUUUCUUCAGAAGGCUGGAUAUUCUUGGAUUCACAGUUAGUUGCAAGGUCUAUCGCAGCAUUACUCAAAGAACGCACUGGUUACUUUAUCUUUCGUGCUGACGUAAAAAGACUUGUCGAGUCCCAAAGACACCUGUCGCAUUUGCUUGAACACCUCGCAGAACCAGUUGUAAAGGUAAAUCUCAACUCUGACACUGGAGCUGAACCUUUGAAAAUUAAGUCAGUCAUUUUACAGAUAAUCAGAAAGCAUACCGAUAUUAAAGUUUUGGACGAAAAUAAGGGGUUAGCGAGCAUGGGCAUUGACUCGCUAAUGACGGGUAGAAUCAGGGAGCACUUGUCGUCGGUAAUCGGCAUGGAGCUUCCGGUAACGGCAUUUUACGAAAACUGCACCGUCAAAUCAUUGAAAAGCAGGACUUUAGAAUCUAUUAGUUCAAGACUACUACAUCUACCUCAGUUUUGGGAAAAUUUACUCGUUGGUACUUGUUAUUUGAUACCUAAUUCAGAGAUGUUUGAUUAUAAAUUUUGGAAUCUUACAAAAAAUGAUGGUAUUUUGAUAGAUCCGCAGAUUAGAAAAUUUGUAGAGCAUGCUUAUUUUACGCUAGAGAAAUCCGGUUUACUAUUUGACAAAGAAUGGAUGAAUAUUGGAGUUUUCGCUGGUGCUGAACCUUCGGAAUAUUUAUGUCCAAGCUUUGGAAACGACGACUUAUUAGAGAGAAUGUAUUCUAAAAAUCAAAAAGAUUUUGUUGCAGCUUGGACUUCAAAACUUUUAAAUUUAAGGGGGCCUUCCUUAAGUGUUUACUCUGCUUGUUCAACAGGACUUGUAGCGGUUGCAGAAGCCAUUUUGUAUUUACAAAGCCACAAAUGUGACGCUGCUAUAGCAGGAGCGGUAUCAUUAAUGUUUCCAGCAAGUAGGGAAGUAGCACACAGGCGGAACGGGGUCUUCUCAGAAGAUAAGAUCUGUAGGCCAUUUGAUGUCGAAGCAAAUGGAACAAUAAGAGGGUCAAUGCUCGGUGUUGUUCUACUGAUGAGAGUAAAAGAUGCUGUUAAGCAAAGAAGACCUGUUGUAGGCAUCUUGCGUGAAGUUUCAGUCAAUAAUGAUGGGGCAGAAAAAUCGAGCUUUAUGGCUCCAAACGUUAAAGGUCAGCAGCGCUGUAUUGAACAUGCAGUAAAGCUAUCCGGUGUACCAGAAGUUGAAUUCAUUGAAUGCCACGGAACUGCAACAAAAAUUGGCGACUUAGUAGAGCUGGAAGCUCUGAGUCGAGGUUAUCAUGGAAAGUCAACUCUUGGAUCUGUGAAAGCUAAUAUUGGGCACGGUUUCGCUGCUGGAGGAAUGGCAGGAUUAAUAAAACUUUGUAAGGUAUCUGAGAGUCGAAUCAUUCCAAAACAAAUCCAUCUAAAAAAAUGCAUCGGCUCUAACUUUAAUCUUGCCAUCAGUUCCUUUGGUGUUGGAGGCACAAAUGCACACUUAAUUAUGGAGAGCGUUAACGAGUCCACGAAAUACUAUGUGUUGCCAGUUUCUGCAGCAGCAAAGGAGUCAUGUCGAGAGUACUGUCAACAGCUAGCAGAAUAUCUGAAUUCCAAAUGUUUAUUGUUUGGCGUAGCGUCAACUCUUCAGAAUUAUCGCCCAAACUACAGGUAUCGAACGUAUAUCGUUGCUCAAUCGGUUAAGGAGGCUCAGAAAAAGCUAAAAAUGGCUGACAUUUAUAAUGCAGAAAAGCUUACUAGAAAAAAUGUUGCUUUCUUCUUCGCACCUCAAGGAGUCCAGUAUGCUGGAAUGGGGUUUUCGUUUUUCAAAUACGGAAAAGUUUUUCGUAAAAGAAUUAAAAAGUAUAAUGGAAUGGUAAGACAAUUACUAGGUUUAGACCUGUUAGAAAUUCUAUUCUGCGAAUCAAAAGGGCUCAUCAUGAACGAACAAUAUAUUCAAGUUGCACUAUUUUGCUUGUGCCACGCUAUUGUCAAAGAACUUGAGUACCGUGGUGUUACCCCUUCCGUAUUGAUAGGCCACAGUCUUGGCGAAUACGUUGCAGCUGCCUGUGCUAAUGUAUUCUCCGUUGAAGACGGAAUCAGACUGUUACUUGAGAGAGGAAGACUUUGUACCGAAACGAAAUCAGCGAGUAUGAUUGCAAUCAAAGGAUAUUAUGAGGAACUUCCAGACGAAGUCCAAAUCUGUGCUGUUUUGAAUGAUCAACUGAAAUGUGUUGUUGGGGCUGAAGCAGAUAUUAAGGCUUUCUGUAACGUUCUGCAGCAGAAAAACAUUGAUUUCGUAAAAAUGAAAACUGAACGCGGCUUCCACAGUUCUUAUAUGGACCAGAUAUUGGGUCACUUCAACAAGUUCUUGCGUGAUUUCUCAUUUCAGAAGCCUGAACUGCCAAUUCUUUCAAAUGUCGAUGGAAAAAUCAUUCAGAAUUUUAAUGCAGACUAUCUGCUACAGCAUAUUAGAAGCCCAGUUCGUCUUGACAAAUGCUUAGACAGUUUGCCAGCCUCUAUUAAAGUGAUAGUAGAAAUUGGACCUGCGGGAAUUUUGAAGGCUUUGAUACAACAAAAAAAAUCCUUCGUAAAAGUUGUUCAAACAGUACCGUCAGAGAAGAAUAGUAACACUGAUACGCACUUAUAUUUGAACGCUUUAGGGGAACUUUGGUGCUAUGGGUUACCUGUUAGUUGGAAAGGCUUUUUUGUAGAGCGACCGCCAAACGUUCGAUUACCAGGUUACUGUUUCCAGCAAAAUCACUUGAUUUCUGUGCCAAAAGAAGCAGAAACUGAAGAACUUGGGUAUUGUUUAUUCGAACCAUGUUGGAAAGAUAUAAAAAUGUCACUGACUAGAAAGCUCUUUGGUAAAACGAUAGUUUUUCUUCCGUAUCGGAUGAACAAGGCCUUGUCUAAUUUAAUGAGAGAUCUGCACAAUUUCUUCGUCGACUACUUAUGCAUAUAUCCAUCAGAUAACAGUGAUACUCCUUUGAAAUACACACCCGUUGGUGUUCAGAUUAAUCCUCUUCAUGAAAAUGCUUAUGAAGAGUUACGGCGGCUUCUCAAAGAAAUUGGAUUUAAUUUUACUUUAAUUAUACAGGCCUGGAAUUUUGCAAAUGACGAUUUAAAAGAUGGGCAUAGCUAUAAUAAGAUUCUCCUUUGCAGCUUUUACUCCUUACACUGGAUAAAAAAACAUUUAAUUAACACAGGUAACUGUGAAAAUUUAACACUGUUGACCCUUCUAGACAGUGAGGGGCCUGUGGAAUGUUCUACUGCACUUGGACCAAUCCAAGAGCUUCAAAAUCUUUAUCUGUCAAUGAAGGCUUUUUGCAUAACCACAUCGAGAGAUUCAAAUUUGUUCAGAAUUGUGCAAGACUGUUAUUACUCUAACAAGGAUUACACAAUGUCUCAAAUGCGACAGCAGCAGCGUGGAUAUCAGGUAGCAGCGUACAAAGAAAACCUCUACUCUUGCAAAGAAAAUUUGGUGAAAGAUAAUGACACUAUUCUUGUCUUUGGAAGUGGAGCUCUUGCAACUGCAUUUGCAGAUGUCAUUCUUAAUAAAUUUAAAAAUUUGACCCUCAUAUUUGCCAGCCGAAAUGCCGAAAGGCGUUAUAAAACUUCGGAAAUGAAAAGCUGUAUGAAUCGCUGGGAGAAUACGGAGAACAACAGGAUUUUAUUCCGUGACAUCAAUUUAAACAACGCAGAAGAUGUUGCAUCGCUUAUCGCCGAAAUAAACAAAGAUUACGGGCUGCAUGUGGUAAUUCACGCAGCAGGUCUAGCAACCACUCAAAGUAUUGAAAAAGCCGCAAAGGAAACUGAAUCAGUUAUAAAUAUUAAAGUUAAAGGUACUUUGAACAUCAUAAAUGCACUAGUAGAGAGCGACAUUAUUCUAAACAGUUUAAUAUUGACGUCCAGCUUAAGUUCUACUUUAGGUAUAUAUGGUAAUGACGAUUAUGCAGCUGGCAACAUUUUUCUUGACACCUUUGCCAGUCGAUCAUAUCCAAAUGUUAAAAAUUGUAUAAGUGUCCAGUGGCCUGCCUGGGAGGAAAAAGGCAUGUUGGCAAAUUCCAUUGAACUACUUCCAGUAUUUAUGAAAAAAAUUCUAUUAGAGUAUACAUUGUCUGAAAAUAAUGGAAAAAUAUUAUUCGAAAGAGUACUAAAAGUGAAAAACAGUGUUGCUAUCUGCCCCGUUAACCCGAUAAUUUUGGCUGCAAAUAUCGGUAAAUUGCAGGCUGAAGAAAGGAGAAAGCCAGUCGGUGAUUCUAGUGAAGAUAAACUGCUGACCAAAAGUAACAUUCUAGAGCAGACUAUCGCUGCGAUAUGGAAGCAGUGUCUUUCCGUAGAAAAAGUCAAGCCCUCAAACAACUUUUUUGAACUAGGCGGAAAUUCGCUCAAUGGACUGCAGAUUAUUUGGGAAAUUGAAAAACACACCGGCCUCCGGUGUACGUACAAAGAUCUUUACACAAAUCCAACAUUUGAAAGUUUUGUUAAAAAACUGGCUUCUUUUACUCCCAGCGAUUACAAAAAGACGAUACCAAAAACGGAUAAGCUUGCCAUUCUGCCACUUAGUUUCGCACAAGAAAACAUGUAUUUGUUACGCCAAGUUUGUUCGCCAUGCCAGUAUAACAUCAUUUUUUCCAUAAGGUUUCAUGGGAGCAUCUGUAGGAGAAGCUUACGACUCGCUUUACAGAGGCUCAUUGCGCGCCAAAUCUCUUUGAGAGAGGUUUUCUUGUCUAAUGGUACAGAAGUUCAUCAAGAAGCUCGUUCAUUGACUGAAGCGUAUCAAAAUCUUGAUUUUCGGAAAACUAACCUGAUAGUUGUAGAAAAAAACUUAGAAUUUGAUUUGGCUAAAAUACCUGUGAAACUAUUUGCUUUCAAUGAAAUUGACAGUGCAGGCGGAGACCUUUAUACCUUGCUUGUGUCACAUCAUCAUAUUGUUUCGGACGGGUGGUCCGUAAAGGUGUUUGCUAAAGAGUUAUCCGAACUCUACAAGCACUACCAAAACGGUACUGGAACGUAUGCAACCAAACCACUGAAAACAUCCGUCGUAGAUUUUCAAUUUAUUUUUAAGCAGCAUCGAUUUUCUUUGCCGCCGAUUCUAAUUAAGGCAGUCAAUGACCUUUCAAUUAGGAGGAACGUUACGCAGUAUGUAGUAUUACUCUCGGCAUUCAUUUGUUUGGUUCGUCAGUUUUCUGAUAACUAUACAUCUGAUACAAUCACCAUCGGUAGUGCUGUUUCAGGACGGUCAACUUCAGAAGUUGACUCAAUCAUAGGGUACUUCUUGAACAAUGUCAUUGUAAUGGUGAAAAACGUCACAACCAGUUCAAGCGUUACAGAAGUCAUCAGCGAGGUGGGAGAGGCUGUGGAAUUUAGUCGGAAGUUUGAAAUGGUGCCGUACCAUAUGAUAGUUGGAGAAAUAAAGCAAGAAAGAUUGUCUGAUAACCCGUUAUUCGACAUUUAUUUUAACUUUCGCAGUCAGAUCGAUUAUCCAGUAAUCAAUAUUGGCGGUGUUAAGUCAGUAGUAGAACACCUAACAUCAAACACAGCAUUCAACUUUUCAUGUACUAUAGACGAAAUUGAUGGGGAAAUUCAAGUAACUUUAGACUACAACUCUUCAAUGUAUCCGGAAGAAAUGAUAAAUGAAAUGUUACCGCAGAUCCCGAAUAAAAACACAAUUAUUAAUUGUAUUAAAAAAACUGCGCUGAUGGCUUCAAAUAUGAGUGCUGUAGCCAGCAAGGAUGCAACAAUAACAUAUGGAGAACUGAUGGAAAAAGCUGAUAAUCUCUCGCGACUGAUACAACAGAAAUAUGUAGUAACAAGAUGCGAACUUAUUCGCAGUGACGAUAUAAUUCCUCUUCAUAUGCCGUCGAAAGAUUCAAUCAUUGCCAUUACUGCUGUCCACCUAGCUGGGCUCGCUUAUCUUCCUGUGUACGAGCAUUCGAGUGCAGAAGUGCUACCCAGGGUACUCAGAGACUCAAGGGUUACAAACUGUAAUAUAAGACAAAGAAGCAGCCCUGAAGCUUUAGCUUACGUUAUCUACACAAGCGGAUCCACGGGAGCGCCAAAAGGUGUCUGCAUCUCAUAUUCAAGCCUUUCAAAUUUUGUUACCUGUGCAACGCCACAGAUGUUACUUUCACCAAAGCUUAACAUUUAUCACUGUGUCAGCACUGCUUUUGACGUAAGUUGUGCAAACAUUUUUGUUUCACUUGCAAACGGUUCUAACAUAGUCUGCUGCCAAAAUCCACUAUCUGCGACAACAGAGAUUUUAGAUAACAAAGUAAAUUUUGCCUAUCUUCCAUCAGCACUUUUUGACUGUUUCGACCACAGUGAGUUGCGUAAACUUUCUAUCUUAGACAGAUUAUUCGUCGGCGGAGAGUCACCAGCGGACCAUCAGUUAGACAAAUGCUUAGAGUUAGGUAUCCAAGUUCGUCAGAUAUACGGUCCUACUGAAGCAACUAUUUGGACGACAACAAACAAAUGCGUACUGCACGAGGAAUGUGGUGGUAGGGUCAUAGGGAGAAGCAAAGAGGACUGUGUUUUAGGACGGAAAAUAAAAUUGUACCAUACUGGUGAUUUAGUCACUCAAAGACGCUGUAAAUACAUAUACCAGUGCCGUCUCGAUUCGCAGGUGAAAAUCCGGGGAUUUCGAAUCGACAUUAGUGAAGUUGAAAGAGCACUCUACAGUUUUGGUCCUGCGGUAAAGCAUGUGGUAGUUUUGAAGCAGGAAGCCACAAAUAAUUUGAUUGCUUUUGUAAAAACUGCAGUUGAGAAGAAACAACUCUUCAAUCACUUGUUAAAAAUGAUACCCAGCUAUAUGAUUCCCCAAACGAUCGUUCUAGUAGACCAAAUACCUUAUAAUUCAUCCGGUAAAGUAAACAAAAAUAAACUAAUAAAGCAGUAUCUUGACACAUAUUUACAAAGUGGAGAAAAGAAAAAACAGAAACCAACAAACAACUUCUUUUCUCUUGGAGGAAAUUCGCUAAUGGUCAUACACUUGCAAAGCAAAAUCCGAGAAGUUUUCAACACCGAAGUCAGCGUAAUGAACAUCUACCGGCACCCGACACUCGAAAAACAGUGCAACUUAGUCGAAGCGUCAAGUACGAAGAAAAAGGCUGCUGAAAGAAUUGUACCUUUGCGAAACUCAAAAAAGGGUUCAAGGAAUUUGUACGUCAUACACGCAGUAGGCGGCUCUAUCUAUCCUUACUACGGUAUUUUAGCUUCUAUUCCAGAUUUAAUUAACGUGUAUGCGAUCGAAUUCCACUGUGAUCUGCCAGCAAAAACGUUGAUGGAGUUAGCAGAAUAUUAUGCUGAAAUGGUAAGGAAGCACUGUGUUCAUAAACCUUUUGAUUUAAUGGGUCAUUCGCUUGGUGGGAUAUUGGCAUGGGAAAUGUUUCCGCUGUUGAAACAGUAUUCAAUAUGUACUCCAAAAGUUGUGAUGAUUGAUUCUUGGUCUAUGGGCAAUGAAAACUUAGAAAAAGCCGAAGUCAUUAAAUAUAUACAGGCGAGUUGA
Messenger RNA from Enterobius vermicularis (human pinworm), 16518 nucleotides. NCBI's taxonomy places the organism in Eukaryota, Metazoa, Nematoda, Chromadorea, Rhabditida, Oxyuridae. The record is from the annotation of a GenBank genome assembly.